Messenger RNA from Batrachochytrium dendrobatidis JAM81, 3306 nucleotides. RefSeq lists its product as uncharacterized. The coding region runs from base 281 to 3055 and encodes 924 amino acids. The transcript is spliced from 13 exons. NCBI's taxonomy places the organism in Eukaryota, Fungi, Chytridiomycota, Chytridiomycetes, Rhizophydiales. Gene Ontology annotation, molecular function: guanyl-nucleotide exchange factor activity. Gene Ontology annotation, biological process: intracellular signal transduction. The record is from RefSeq and is a predicted model, not a curated record.
GGUUGCUGUCGCGGAUGACACUAUUCCAUACGGUGCUGUCAUUGAACCACCUAGCAUAGGUCAGAUAUGCUCAAUUGAUAUUUAUUCGUUGUCCAAGUCGGCUGAAUGCCCAGCCAGAUAGUGGCUGGCAAAAACAUUUAUAAAAUUGCAAAUGUCAGCAGAGUGAAUGCAAUGGUUUAUUUCCAGCAAACUGAAGUCGUCGAUGCAUGCUCAAUGAUUUAUUGCUGUUCUAUCGAAUGAACUCUUGAAUGAACCGAGCCACUAUUAUCCCUUCAUUCGAAUGAGCGCAGUACAGACUAACAUUGCAAUUAAUAAUUUAGUAAGAAACCUUAGCACUCCCACACUUGCUCAUUCCAGCAGUCACAGGAGUCAGCGCAGUAUUGCCAAUUCAGAGUCUAUGCAUGAAGUCAGUAUCGUGUAUCCUGCAUUACUAUCGCAAGUCGCAAUGGCUUUUAAAAGUCGGGUUUCAUUGGAUACACAUUUAAAGGAUUUGUUGGAAUACACAGACUCGUUUUUUGGUCGGGAUGGUGUUGAUGUUUUGUGCUAUAUAAUCAAAACCUCGGAUCGAAAUCUUUCUUUGUUGCUCGGUAGGGCAUUGGACGCACAGGGAUUCUUUCAUGAUGUAACGUAUACCCACAGACUGCGUGAUAGUCCACAUGAACUCUACAAAUUCGAAAGCUGGGAGUCAGAAGAUACUAAAACAAGAGAUUUGGAUUUACUACCUCAUGGAGUGUUUACUCUACUUACUGAUUGCUAUGUGCCAACUUGCACUCGCGAUCAACUGUGCUACAGCAUUACUUGUCCACGCAGAAUUGAACAGAGAACACGGCUUCAUCGCCAGGCUAAUAUGCUGUUGAGUCGGCACUACAGUAAAGGGUCUAUUAAUGAAAAGGCAAUCGGAACGCUUUGGUCUACCUCUGUAUCAAAGGAAAUAGUUGCUUCUGUUUCUGAUAAAGAGAGGCUUCGACAAGAAGUGAUAUUCGAGAUUAUUAACGGCGAACGCGAGUUUGUCGAGGAUUUGGACAUCAUGACAAAGGUUUUCAUCCAGCCACUGCGAGAACGUAACAUUAUUGAGCCAGAAAGAAAAGAAAAGUUUAUCCAAGACGUGUUUCUCAAUAUUACAGAGCUUCAUACAAUCAACUCAAAGCUUCUACGCAAGCUGCUUAUUCGACAAAAGGAAAAUCCAGUGGUUGACAAAAUCGGUGAUAUUUUCAUUAAUAUUGCUAAUGAAUUUUACCCAUAUGUAGAGUAUGGUGCAAAGCAAGUGUAUGCAAAAAACUUGCUGGACGAAGAAAAAGCAAGCAAUCUAGAUUUUGUAAAGUUUUUAAAGGAAUGCGAAAGACUACCAGCAUUACGAAAACUUCCACUAGAGAGUUUCCUAGCACGUCCAACAACACGAAUGGGCCGGUACCCAUUGCUAUUGAAGCCUGUGAUGGAAAAAUCCGCAGAAACCCAUCCAGAUCGCACUCUUAUUCCACAGGCACUUUUGUCUAUUCGAGAAGUAUUGGCAAGUAUUAAUGUCGAAGCUGGAAAGGCAGAUAAUAUUGUAAAGCUGUCUCGAUUAGAUAGACAGCUCCAAUUUGACGAAGGAGAGAAAGAAGAUUUGCGAUUGAAUGAUGAAGGUCGCACGAUUGUUCGCGACGGAAAACUCAUGUUAAAAAGAUCUGGAAAUGAUAUGGAGCUGAGUGUGUUUUUAUUUGACCACAUGUUUCUUAUUACUCGGAAAAAAGAAAACGGGCACUACAAAGUUGCUCGUAAACCAAUUCCAUUGGAAUUGCUCACCUUUCGACUCGACAAACCACCACCGCAAAAACCCAAUUCCAUCAGCCACAAACAUACACAUUCUGGUUCAAAUCCCAUGGCAUUAACAGAUUCUGCAUCACGCACAUUCCCUAUUUUUAUCUCUCAUUUGGGUCAAUCUGGCGGCCAAUAUACUUUGUUGGCAUCUUCUCAGGCCGAUCGCCAAUCCUGGUGUGAUGCUAUUGAGAAACAAAAAACUAUUCUUAGUGAACGCAAGAAAAGGUUUGAAAUUGUUAGCUUGGUGAGCUCAGGGUUUCCAGUCUCAAACCGCAUCAACUGUUCGAUAUCCUAUCUUGAUCGGCUGAUUCUUGGAACUGAUUUUGGACUUUUUGUUGGAACCGAAUAUCCGACUUCUACUGACUUGUUGACCGAGUUGAACGAAAACCGAUUUGUGAAAGUUAUUGAUUUAGAAAGAAUUGUUCAGGUUGAUGUUUUGCCCAAUAAUGAUAAUCUUUUGGUGCUUUCGGACAAGACACUGCUGUCAUUUCCUUUGCAGGUUUUGAAUAUAUCGGAAGUGGAUACUACAGGAGCUGGAUAUAAAGGCAAAAAGAUUGGAUCGCACGUGUCGUUUUUUAAACAAGGUAUAUGUGCCGAACGGACGUUGGUUUGUGCAGUCAAGUCCACUGCACUGACUGCAACAAUCAAGGUGCUUGAGCCGGUUGGGCUAGGUGUAAAUAAUCUUCGUGGCAAGAUCGGUAAACUUUUUCGUGCUACCAAUGACGCUCUUCGUGUCUACAAGGAAUUCUAUAUUCCCACAGAAUCUAAAUCAAUUCACUAUCUUAAAUCAAAGCUGUGUGUUGGGUGUGCAAAAGGAUUCGAGAUUGUUGAUUUGGAAUCUCUGAAUACUCAAGGGCUGCUGGAUCCAACGGACGAGUCGCUUGAUUUUGUCCUUAAAAAGGAAACUGUGCGUCCUAUUUCAAUCUUUCGAGUGCGCGAUGGCGAUUUUUUUUUGUGUUAUAACGAAUUUGGAUUCUACAUUGACCGACUUGGACGACGCGCUAAAACUGACUGGCUUGUUCAAUGGGCAGGAGCGCCGACCGCAUUUUCCUUUGCCCCACCUUAUAUCAUUGCCUUUGAGCCAUCGUUUAUAGAGAUUAGGCAUGUAGACACGGGUGAAUUACAACAGAUUAUUCAAACAAACAAUUUACGGGCGUUGAAUGCAGAUUCCGAUGCAUUGCAUUGCGCCAUGGAUUUGAUGGACGAUAUGCAACAGGUGUUUCGAUUGCAACCCAUUGAUCAAUUUAGAUUGAGAUGAAUGUGACAAUAGGAAGCAGAAACUCCACGUUACUAUUUUAUUGACUGCUGGUGUUCAAUUGGAAUAGCCUGGACUUGGGGUACCUAUAAGCUGAUAUCAUUGGGUUGCGUCAAAUCAAGGUACACCACUUGGUUUUCCAAACCGUUAUAUCUUGCCUGAUCACCACUUGAACCCAUCCGAUAUAGCAGUCUGCAAUACUCUGAUCAUUCCAUAUUAGAUUGAAUCCACUUUUUAAUGAAACGUUUUAUUUC